AAUGCUCGUGCGCUCAUCGUAAGAGAGCUGGGAGGGCCUUUCACCUUCGAGAAUGUCAUUGUUGACGAUAUACGGUCUGAUGAAGCUCUCGUCAAGAUUGAAGCCUCAGGUAUCUGUCGCACAGAUUUACACUGUGCAGCUGGUCAUCGUCCAGUGCAAACUCCUGCUGUCUUUGGGCACGAAGGUGCGGGCACUGUGCUAGAAGUAGGCGAAAACGUGACAGGGAUCCAGCCCAGCGACAAAGUCUUGCUCAGUUACUCUAUCUGUCGAACCUGCAAACAAUGUUGUUCUGGAAAUCGAGCGUACUGCGAAAAGAUACUCGCGCUCAACUUUAGUGGCAAACGACAAGAUGGCUCCAGUCCUUUGACUCUACCAGAUGGAAAAGCUCUAUUCAGCAACUUCUUCGGUCAAAGCUCAUUCUCUAGCCUGGCAAUCGUCAAUGGAUCCAGUCUAGUCAAGGUUCCUUCAGACACUCCUUUGGACCUUUUUGCAACGCUGGGCUGCAGCAUGGAGACUGGAGUGGGCGCAAUCUUCAACACGCUUGAUGUACAGCCAGGGUCGACCGUAGCAGUCUUUGGUGUAGGCUCUCUUGGACUAUAUGCGAUCAUGGCAUGCAAGCUUCGACAAGCAAGAGAGAUUAUCGCGGUCGACAUCCAGCCAUCACGUCUUGAGCUUGCGAAAGAGCUAGGAGCGACCGCCACUAUCAACAGUUCAGAAGGAGACGUGGCAGAGCAGAUUCGGGAGUUGUGCGGCACGAAUGGCGUUGAGAAAGCGCUUGAUUGCUCCGGGGUUGCAAAGAUUAUCGAAACAAUGAUUGACUCUCUGGGAACCCGAGGGAAAGCUUGCUCUGUAGGCUCUAACGCAGAUACACACAUUAGCAUAGAUGUGCAUAAGCAUUUCGUCAAGGGCACGCAAUAUGUCGGCAGUCAUCAGGGCGAUUCGGAUCCUCAGAAGAUGGCUCCAUUGCUUCUGAAGGAGCACUCGCUCGGAAGACUACCUCUGCACAAGGUUACGACCUUUUACAAAGUAAAUGAGUUUCAGCGUGCACUCGACGACGUCGAAUCGGGCAAGACUGUGAAAGCUGUUUUGACCUGGUGA
Molecule: messenger RNA, 1098 nt
Organism: Aureobasidium musti
Lineage: Eukaryota; Fungi; Ascomycota; Dothideomycetes; Dothideales; Saccotheciaceae
Source: the annotation of a GenBank genome assembly